Molecule: messenger RNA, 3715 nt
Organism: Meira miltonrushii
Lineage: Eukaryota; Fungi; Basidiomycota; Exobasidiomycetes; Exobasidiales; Brachybasidiaceae
Exons: 1
Coding region: 202-3654 (1150 amino acids)
Molecular function (GO): identical protein binding; cytoskeletal protein binding; ubiquitin binding
Source: RefSeq, a predicted model, not a curated record
GACAGGCACAGGCUCAAAGGCAUUACUUGUAUAUAUGCACUGGAUCAUACCGUACGGCGUCAGUAUGCCGUUGACUACCCAAACCCACUCGUUCAUUCCAUCUUCCUCCUGUUCUCUUACCUAUCCUCCACCCUAUCAUCCUCAAUCCUUCAACACUUUCGCUUGCCAUUGUGGUGAUCAUAUUGAUCUUCAUCCACAAAAAUGGCUUACGUUUCAUUGUGUAAGGCAUUGUACGAUUAUACAGCAGCGGCUGAAGAUGAAUUAACAUUCACAGAAGAUGCUUUAUUAUACGUUUUGGAUGCAGAAGAUGCAGAAUGGUGGAAAGCAAAAUUAAAAACAGCACAAAAUCAAUCCGAUGAAGAUGAUGAAGGACCGAUUGGACUAAUACCGGCAAAUUACGUUGAAGAAGCUGAACCUAUUCGAAUAAGUAAAGCUCUUUACGAUUAUGCAAAACAAAAUGAAGAUGAAUUGGAUAUCGAAGAAGAUGAAAUGUUGAGCGUUUAUGAAAUCAAAGGAGAAUGGCUUUUGGUCAAAAAGUAUCAGCAUGAUGGACUGCCUUCAGGUCAAUUAGGUUUCGUGCCCGCUAAUUACGUCGAUGAAGUUGCCGCUGUCGAUGGAGUUACAGAGCCAAUGGAAGCCGCACCUGAAGAGCAUGAGUUGGAGCCAUACCCCGCACCAGCAGCAGCAGCCAUCCCCAUUGCGACUUCCACUGCAAGCAUCGGUGCACCUCGAAAAGUAGCAAAAAAUGAUGAGAUCAAGAUGUGGGCUGCAUCUGAAUUGGAUGCCAAGAAGAAAAAGAAAAAGGGUACUCUUGGAAUUGGUAACUCUUCACUCUUCUUUGCAAGUGAAUCAGAUAAAGCACCAGUACAAAAGAUCAACGUACUAUCAAUCAUCAAUCAUACAGUGGAAAGCAAAGGAAAACAAUUGAACCUCGAGCUAGAUGCCCAAGCAGCAGCAUCGGCAAAUGUCGACGAGAACAACAACCUACGAUUCGUGUUGGGCAGUAAAGGCGAUGUAGAGGAAAUUUGCAAAAAGAUCGAAGUAUCACAAGAGAAAGCUCAUGCUGCAAAUGCUGAGCCGGAUGAAGAGGAAGAAGAGGUCGCUCCGACAGCAGCUAUUCCUGCACCACCUCCUAUCACACAACCCGCCAGAAGUGUUCCUAGUACGCCACUCGCACCUCCAGCCCCACCAGCAGCCUCCAUCCUUCCACCACCAAGCCGUGCAACAGCAGUCCCUAAACCUCCUCCAGCCUCAAGUGCACCUACUCCUGCAUCAAAUGGUCUAGCAGCGGGAGAAGAGAAUGCAAUUGCAUUGUAUGACUUUGAUGCACAAGGCGACGAUGAAUUGACAGUGGCAGAAAAUGAAUCGCUAAUCUUAGUGGAAAAGGAGACGGAUGAUUGGUGGAAGGUGCGUAAUGCAUCUGGACAAGAGGGUGUGGUGCCUGCCAGCUACGUGGAAGUUGUCGAAGGUGAAGCUGACCGGGUUGCCACCCGUACGGCUGCGAUCAGUGUUGCUGAUGAAGAAGAUCCUGUUGAAGCAAGAGCUGCUGCAGAAGCUGCUGCACGAGCACGAGAAGAAGAACAACGACAAAGACAAGAAGAGGAAGAAGAGGCAGCCGAAAGGGCCAGAUUACAAGAAGAGAGACGAGCAAAAGCUGAAGCACAAAAGCGAGCAAGAGAAGCAGAAGAAAGACGCAGAGAAGCACUCAAAUCUCAACCUGCACCCAAACCACCUCGUGCUCCAGCAACAACGGCCACUACUUCAGCAUCAGCAGCAUCACGCGAUGUAUCUAUUCCCAGUGGACGAUCUGCACCUGCUAGACCAAAAGAUGCAGGUAAAUCGAAGCCAAGUCCUGCACGUACUCGCAUCUGGCAUGAUCGAACUGGUCAAUUUAAAGUUGAGGCUGAAUUUUUGGGAUUCAACCAGGGCAAGAUUCGUUUGCAUAAGCUCAAUGGUGUGGUAAUCGAAGUUGCAAUCGAAAAGAUGAGUCAUCCCGACAUUCAAUACUUGGAAGAAGUUACAGGUCGUAAGUUGGCACCUUCUCGAUCAUCUCGCAGCAACGGUGCCAGAAGUGGAACGAACGGUGCUUCAGCUGGUGAUGGCAGAUCUGAACGCGAUCGUGAAAGACGCAGGGAACAAGAACGUGAACAACGCAGACGUCAAGAAGCCGCCAAAGGACCAAAGAGAAACAUUGAUUGGUUUGAAUUCUUUUUGGCAUCUGGUGUGGAUAUUGAUGACUGCACACGUUAUGCUUCAGCGUUUGAAAGAGACAAAAUUGAUGAAGCAAUUCUGCCCGAACUGGAUGGAAGCACUUUGCGCAGUAUCGGUUUACGAGAAGGUGAUAUCAUUCGUGUAACCAAAUUUAUCAGUAAGCGUUACAAUAAAGGUGCAGCUACCGGAAGUGGAUCUCGAUCGAAUGAUCCAGCAGCACAGAUCAGGGCCGAUGAAGCCUUGGCGAGAAAGCUUCAAGAACAAGAACAGGCCGCCAAGAGAAAUGGUACUACCCCUCCCCCAAACCUCUUCUCUGGGCCAGAUGGUUCGUUGAAGAACAACACUCGGAGAGGAAGACCAAGUGCAAACCCCACACGCAACACAAGUGGAACAGUGGAUGCUGCAAGCUUGGCUGCUGCUUCUGAAUCCCUUGCACGAACUUCAAGUCCACCUACGAGGAGCAAUAAUGCCAGUCCAGAAGUCCUUCGAACUCAGCCUACAGCUUCAACCGCGAGUGGCUUUGAUGACGAUGCAUGGACACCAAGACCACCAAGCGCUAAGCCUGCCACUCCCGUUGCUGCUGCACCAACACCACCUCCUCAACCACCAAGGCCGACAUCUGCAGCUGCUGCAGUUCCUGCUGCUCCCGCUCCAGCAGUCUCACCUGCUCCUGCGGCCCCAGCAGCUCCAGCACCGGCUGCUACGCCAGAAGUGAAAGCUGAUCCUAAUUCGGCAUUGUUUGAUAAAUUGGCUGCCAUGAAGUCUGCUUCGCCAGUUAGUGCGCCUGGUGGUCGUCCUGGUGCUUCUCCUUUGGGAGCAGGAUCGAUGUUCAAUGGAGCUCGUGGACCGUUUGCGCCUGUUGCUUCUAAUCAAUCGAUGCUUCAACCUUUGAUUCCAACCCAAAGUACUGGUCAAUUCAUGCCUACUGCUCUUGGUCAUCAACCAACAGGGAUGGGUAUGGGUAUGCAACCGCAACAAACAGGAUGGGGUGGAAUGCAACAAAUGAUGCCACAACAAACAGGUUAUAUGCAAGGCCAACAGACAGGCUAUAUGCAAAACCAACAAACAGGUUAUGGAAUGCAGAUGUCACAACCGCAAAGUCCGUUUGGAAUGAGCGCAAUGGUUUCUCAACCAACAGGAUUUUCGGCAAUGAUGUCACCACAAGGUCAACAGCCUUUAGCUCCUCAACAUACACAACAACAAUAUUCUCAACAACAGCAACAACAGAAACAACAAGAGAUCAAUAAUGGACCAGAUCGUUUUUCGGCUGCAAAUAUUUUUGGUCAAAUGAAACAAGGUACAAUGCAUCAAGAUGCAAAUCAAGCACCUCAAAAUUCACAAAAGUAUGAUGCUUUACGACCUCAACCUACGGGUUUCCAGCCGGGAGGAUAUAUUAAUACACAAUUUACCGGUUACAAUGGCGGAGGUUAUGGAUAUCAAUGAGACCCCCCACCUUUUCUUCCAUAAUAUGAUCAUAUAAUUAUGAUGAUAAUGAUUAUUUAAU